CCUUGGAACUAUUGGAAAACGUGGUGCACGCUAGGUUUGUGCAUUCAAUGAAUUUUAAUUACUAAUUUAAAAAAAAAACAAUUUGAGAAACCGUUUCAUUAUGGAUUUCAGGACCUUGCUCUUAUUUUGUUUCAUUUGAGUACAGAAGUAGAUACGGUGAAUCUAUUCAGAUUAUACACAAGUAACAACAAGCAAAUGGUUGUCAUUCAGUUGCAAAUAACAACAUUUAUUUUUUUGUGUCCUUUUACGUGUUUGUACAAGUAUCAAAUCAUCUACUCUAUAUAAACGCAUAAUGGGCUCAAUGCAUUUCUGCACUGAGUUUCCUUCCCUCACAUCCGAUCUAUUAGAUUUCAAGAAACUCGAUACGAAAGAGGAUGGCAAACCAAUUCGCUCAAUACGUUGCCAAUUUGCGACAGGCAUUAUUCGAUGAGCAAAUUCUUAAUGAUGAGCAAUUUACUGAACUGGAAAGGUACGCAGCCGAUACUCCAGGACGUCUUGAGGAAAUUUGUGUUGGAUUCUUCGGACACAUUGUUAAGUUUACUGACUUCAUGGUGCUGGAAUUACAAGGACCUCCCUACGAUUCCCUUUCGAUAGACUGGCUUCUUGAUCAAUUCAGAGGAAAAACCUCAGUUUUUGGAGCUACAAGAGUGACACAUCAAAUCGAUUGCAUGAGGAACAACUUGAAGGAUAGAAAUUUUGAAGCAUGUAAAAUUGCAUUUGAGCAUAUCAAACUGGAAUGUCAGGUCCUGCAGCUCAAACUGGAGAAUUACCUCAAGGUGAAAAAUCAAGGUCCGCCUGCUGAGAUUUAAGACCGACCUGAGCAUGGGGAUAUGGGUUCUGACAGGGAGUAGAAAGUGAUGUGGCGGUUAGACAGCGCCAUCAGAAAGUCAGUGAAGUGAAGUGACAUGAUUUAGUAGAUUUAGUAGUGUCAAAAAAAUGAAGUCAUUGAUCUUGAGUUAUACUUUUGGUCAUGUGAUUUUGUAAUUUAUUUUCAUGUUGAUUAAUGCAAGAGUUGGAAAUUUUUUCGUCUUAUUUUCUUAAUUUGUCCAUUCCAAAACAAAUAAUUCUUUCCAUUUUUAGUAAUUUUUAAAUUUUAACUUUUCACAUGACAUAUUUAAGAGUAUAAGAUUAAAAAGAUAUGUUGGUUCACUCUACAUAUAUUUAGUUUAAAACUAUAAAAUUCAAAAAUCUUUUUACUUUCUUAGA
Molecule: messenger RNA, 1206 nt
Organism: Capsicum annuum
Lineage: Eukaryota; Viridiplantae; Streptophyta; Magnoliopsida; Solanales; Solanaceae
Product: histidine-containing phosphotransfer protein 4-like
Exons: 6
Coding region: 375-809 (144 amino acids)
Biological process (GO): phosphorylation; phosphorelay signal transduction system; cytokinin-activated signaling pathway
Cellular component (GO): nucleus; cytoplasm
Molecular function (GO): histidine phosphotransfer kinase activity; protein histidine kinase binding
Source: RefSeq, a predicted model, not a curated record